AACAGCGGUUCUCUGUCCCCGAGCCGGACCCCCGUCCUGACCCGCUUUUGGGUUAGGAACUGAACGGCGCCUGGAGCGCCGCUCGAUUAGGAGUCUCCUGAUCGCCUGCAGAGCGUGUUUUUUGCCCCCCCCCAUGCCCAUCGCCACAUGUCAUUUGGAUUAAUAGUAAUAAUAAAAUACGUUUUAAAAGCAUGUAGAAGAGGAUCAUAGCAUGGGAAGGGACCUCGGAGGUCCUCUAGUCCAACCUCCUAUUCGAGCAGGAGACUUUGUACCAUUCCAGACAGAUGGUUGCCCAAUCGGGUCUAGCUGAUACUUGCAAGAUUUCCUUGUGGCCACCCAUCCAGAUAAUGACCGGCUCUGAUCCUGUUUUCCAUAUCAGCCAAGAUUGAGAAUACUCAGGAAGAUGACUCUAUUUUGUUUUUCAAAUGUGAUUGUGGAUUCAGAUUGAAGUAAAGUUGAAGUUCUGAGCACCAUAAGAUUACCAGGAUAAUUAUUAAACUCACAUUGGCUGAGCAUACCUGUUGUGGAAAAAAUGAAAAGUGAAAACGAAGACCACAUAUAUCUAGACUACUUUGGUCACAAUGAAGAUUGUAUCUACCCUCUGCACACAUCUAUAUCCUUGUUUCUGUUGGCAUAUUGUGAUUGCAAGAUCUUCAGGAUAUUUUUAGUAACUCCAAAUGACAUAACUUCUGAUGUACAACAGACAGAGGAAAUAUUGUCAAAGUAUCCAGAGAUUAGCUUCAUCAAAAGAUCUGAAAUUCCUGUGAUGGUUCAAAGCUGCUGUUUACCUGCUGUUGUUGAAAAGAAUGGAAGAUUUUGUCGUGCAGGACUUGCUGUGGUAUUGAGGUACAUAGUACAGAAAAUCUAUGAGGCGGAUCCAUCAAUCAAAGGCAUUUUGGAACUUUUGGGUUUCAAAAGGACCUGUUUGAAAGCUUGUGCUGAAGUUAGUGAAUGGACCAGGCUUUGUGAGAUCAGUAUUCCUCUGGCAGUUGAAAACUUUCUAAAAGUAUCUCAGGAUCCACAUGAGAAUAUUCCAAAAGAGAUACUGCUGUUUGAAAACAAAUUGGGAGAACCUGUAAGAGUCCACAACGAUGAUAAAAUUAGAAGACAGAAAGUUCAACAGCAAAAGAUGCUUGACAACACAGCAAGCACUGAUAUUUCCUCAAAAGAAGAUUGGACUAUGGAAAACCAGGAACUUACUUCUGCAGAUUUGGAACUGAGGACAGCUUUCUCUAAACUAACUUUGCAGAAGAUGCCACUUGCUACCAACAGGGAGCCCUCUCACAUUAGGAAAAUAAAAACAUCUGAACUUCCACCUCUGGAGCAUAUAUUUGCUGAAGGACUUUAUUUCACUUUGACAGACAUAGUUCUCUUGCCAUGCAUCCAUUAUUUUUUGGCUGCCUGCAAGAAACACCAAAACAACAUAUUACAGCUGCCUUUAAUAUUGAGCUGGUACAAAAGGGUUCUACAAGUACCUGGAAUAAAGCAAGCCACUGUCAAAUGCAAUAUAAAAAAUAUCCUGGAUUGUCGAUUACACCCUUUACCAAAUGAAUGCCAGCAGAAUACUUUCACAGUUUUUAAAGAGCCAGAAAAUGUUCCAGAGGAAAUUCAGUUUAUAGGUGGACCAAGACCAACAAUAACAAAAUUAAUGGAAAAAGGGAUUGAAGCAAUGUUUUCUCCUCAUCCUUGUCCUAAAUGGGCCCUAGAUUGGGACAGUUUACCUGAUUCAGUCAACCCAGGAAAAGGAAAGAUGUCUGCUGAUCGUGCUUUAAGGAAACAGCAGCAGCUGAACAAUCUAAUCGCUUUAGUGACAAAUCUGGCUAAACCUGGAGAUGUAAUUGUGGAUUUUUGCAGUGGUGGGGGCCAUGUUGGAAUUGUUCUUGCUUAUAUAUUACCACUGUGUCAGAUAAUUUUGGUGGAAAAUAAAGAACAGUCACUUAUGAGUGCCGAAAAAAGAAGUGAUGAAUUAGGAUUACAAAAUAUUUGGUUCAUCCAAGCAAAUAUGGACAAUUUUAAAGGAAGUUUUAAUAUUGGGGUGGCACUGCAUGCUUGUGGAGUGGCAACAGACAUGGUCAUUGAACACUGUAUCAAAGUUCGUGCAGCAUUUGUUAUCUCUCCUUGCUGUUAUGGUUUCAUACAGAAUACAUCCAAGUUUGCAUUUCCACAAAGCCAUCAGUUCAAGAAAGUUCUGUCAUACAAGGAGCACAUGAUUCUUUGCAGAUUUGCUGAUCAGACAGCUGUCCAGUUGCCCCCUGAACGCAGGCAAAUAGGUAAACAAUGCAUGGGACUGGUGGACCUUGACCGGGCUUGGAGUGUGGAACAAAGCAAUUAUUCAGUCCAAGUGAUAACCAUGGAACCACAGUCAUGUUCCCCAAAGAAUAAUUUGAUAGCUGGUAUCCCAGUUUAGUUCAAAGGUUUUUCUAUCAAGUUGAAUUAAUAUUUAGUUCUCUUGAUCAAAGCGCAAAUAACAUUUUGGAGACUGGAAAGGAAAUACUGUACAUCUUGAAUCAGUUGUCUCCAGAAAAAGGAAGGAAACACAGUAGGGGCUAUCUUGCAAAGCUUCCUAAUUCCUGCUUGAAAUAUAUGAUUAAAUGACAUCUGGCUCUCCCAAAAUGUUAAUCAGUCUACAUUAUAAGAGCAACCAAUACAUCCUUGGAAGAAUGAUUUCCUUUUCUAUGAAAAUUGGUCUUGCAUGUUGGAAAACAUAUUUUGCAAGGGUUCUGGGCUCAUCCAUAUUGAUCUAAAGAACAGAUCACAGUAUCUUUUUUUCAAUAUUUUACAAUUAUACUUUCUGUGCUCAGUUACAACUGUAUUGCUGUAAAUAACAAAGUAUCACUUUGCUCAGAUAUUUUAAUUUUUUUUUUAUAAAAAUAUGUUCUAUAUAAAAUCUCACGCUGCAGACAAUUUAUGAUGACUGUGUGGUCAACAUCAACGUAGUUUUCUUAACAACUGUAUAAUUGUGGUUUGAUUAUUUGCAAUUUCCUAGCCUAGCUUAAGCUUUUUAAUAUUUUUGGCAGUCUCCCAUUAAAGUACUAACCAGGUCCACAACAUCUUAACUUAUUUCAAGAUAGCCAAGGUCAUCUAGAAAAUGCUUCGGGUCAAAUUACUCACUGUAUUUACAGUAUGUAAUUUACAAGUAGGUUUAUACAUUAACUUUGAUUACUGUCUUUUGUAGGACAAAGCGAACUUGAAAGAAAUUAUUUAAAUGUGCAUAUGUACGCUUACCUGUUAUUUCUCUUUAUCUUCUUCAGUGUGAGGAUUGUUUAAUGUUUUUCUGUGAGGAUUAUGUUUUGCUUUGGCCAUGAAUGCUGGGGAGGAAGAGGAUAGGGAAAAGAAAACAACUGUGGAAUGACAAUUUCAGUAGAAAAAAGCCACAUGCCCGUAUUUUACUUUUUUCCCAUGAUAUCUGUUUCUCUAAGAAAACUAAUUGUUUUUAUUUUGAGAUAUGUGGUCAGGUGUAAAUUACAGUUUGGUAACUUGAAAAAACACUGAAAUAGCACUCCUUUUUUCAGGCUUCAGCUCAUUUUUCUUUUUUUUUUAAAAAAAACCCCUCAUUUUAACAGACAAAUUCUUCAAAAGGUGAAGUAGUGUAAUCAGAUUUAUAACACUUUCCAAAUUAUUACAAUGUUUAGGUUCUGUUUGGCUUACUCAAGCAAUGAAUUGUAAACCUCCCCCAGAAUUAAUUUAUUUGAGUAGACUUAGUUGUUCCUCCCUUAAUGGCAGGGCUGGAUAAAAUGUUCAAAGUCCUUAUCCUAUACAGAGCUCAGAAAUCUCUAAUAUUUCAGGCUUGAUUAUGUUUGUUCUGUCAUAGUUCUUGUCUGAAAAAUUAAACAGAUUGCUCAACGCUAAUCAGGGAGAGAGCAACUUCUGUUAAGAAACAUUUCGUUUUGAGUGGUUUUUAUAACAGUUUACUAUUAUGGUGGUCCAUAACCAAUGAAUAUAUCUUUUUCUUAUUAUAUUAUGUUGGCUUUAUAAUGUCAGUAUAAUAUCAGUGUAAUGUAUUUUUGAAACACUUGCAUACUUUCAAUAAGAAAUUUUAACAUUUACUAUUUUAACAUUUAAGAUGGUCCCUUGCAUAUUUAAUGAUAGUUUUUGCUUGUAAUACUUUAUAUUGUAUGUUUAAGAGAGUUUACAACUGAAUUUCAAGAUACACAGUCCCAAGGCUAUUUGUUCAGUUUACUCCUGUGAAGAUAAAAGACAGAAGGCCCCACUGUGUGCAUCUUUGAUAUUCCAUAAUAUAAACGAACCAAAUUUAAAGGAAAUAUCCUUGGUACUACCAUUCUGUUUCAUUGCCAAACCAUAAGUGACAAAAGAGUGAAUACAGUGUUACAGAACUGACUGCUUCAGAGAGAAAUUUGUUAGGUAAUUACUAAGAUCAGCUUUUUAAAAAAAAGACUCUAAAAGCUUAUUACCCAAAACAACCUCACGCAUUGAAAUGGAAAAAUGCUGGAAUUUGGAAGCAGUUGGUAGCCCUGAAAAGUACCCAUGUCAUUUCUCCCUAGUCAGUGGGAGAAAGAGAAAGAAGCAAAAGGGUGCAAAAGACAUUUUAUGAGCUGAUAAUGAAGUUUCAUAAGAGGCAAGAUCAUGGUUGGAGAAAAUCAAGUCUACAAGUGCUCUGGAAGUUCUUCAGUAGAUACUAGUGAGAGGAUUUCCUGUACAUUGAUCACAGCCUAUCCAAGAUACACAACAGUGAUACAACACAGAAAAAUGAAUCAGAGACUUGGUUGUGGAUACCUCAUAUAACAAAUAUUUAUUUAUUUAACAAUAUUUUUAAUCUGCCAUAAUCCAAACAUAUUAAAGAUGAUAGUUAAUACCAAUCUAGCAAGUUGUAAGUACCAUUCAGUUAAACUAUAGUAAGGGCUAAAUAUCUUUUGGAACAACAUUUUUUUGCUUAGUUUUAGAAAUGCCUUUAGUGUUGAGCCGCGAUGGUGAACCUAUGGCAAGUGUGCCACAGGUGGCACACGGAGCUCUUUCUGAGGGCACGCAAGGCGUUGCCCUGUCAGCUCCAGCGUGCAUGUGUGUGCUGGCCAGCUGAUUUUUGGCCGUUUUUCGCCUUUUGGAGGCUUCCUUGGCUCAAAAACUUCAUGAGGAGUGACCAUUAUUACCUCCUUAUGAAGAUGACCAGACAAGGUGAGGCGAUAAGAUUUUGGCAAAUUGCAGAUUUGAUUUCAAUUGGGCCUCUUAACAGAUAAGUUAUUCUCACAUGAUGGAGUUGGCCUAUCAGGAAACAUAUCCGCUACAUUGUUAUAACUUCUGGGUCAUCCUUAAUAGUAGCUUCAAAGUGCAUUGCUUGCUCCAAAUAAGUAUUGAUCAGAAAUUGGUUACAAUCAUCUAUUAGAAUCCUGCCCAGUCAUAAGUGUUUCUGGGCAGGAUUAUCGUUUUACUAUAUUAUACCUUUUUUAAACUGGGCAAAAACAAUCUAAUUUGAUAUGUGAAUAAGGAGCCAACAGAGAAUCUUGCCAAUAUUACCUCGUCUUCCUAUGAUGACAAAUCUUCCCAUAUAUUUAACCUAAAUAAAUUUCCCUUUAUUUCAGUCUGAAUGGUUAGGUUAGGGAGAGCUAUUUGGGAGUAGAAAUAAACAUUUUCUCUAAAAGUAAUAGUUUAGUAAUCAUCAUCUGCUGUAUAUUAUCAAAAUAAAUAGAUGAAAAUCAAUAUGAAGCCACAAACUUUUCAGGAUGCCCCUAAGUCAUUCUUCUCUUUUCAAAACUAUUAUUGGAAGGUCUUUGAGAUUUGUUCAGCAUUGUUCACCAUUGGGUAUCAACAACUAGAGCCGAUGCAUACCUUAUUAUAUAGUUUCCAAAUCUAUGCUACUUGUAAUUUUAUCUGCUCAACUGUGGUUUCUAAUUUAUUCUUUAAGAUUGUAAUGUUCCAACUGGGGUCAUGGUUUAGGGUGUGUUAACAAAGCAUUCCAAAUUGUUUUCAAAUUGGCAAAUAGGCUUUCAUGCAUUCAUUCUUGUUUUCUCUUCAAAAAGGUCACAACACUUUCCAUUCUUUAUUUUUAGCAUCUUAACUUUCUUGCUGGCAUAAAGUUUAGUAGUGCAAGUAUGUGUUAUAGAAACCGAUGUGACAACCCUGCCAAAUUUAUCUGGUAAAGACCAAAUAACAGAGUCACAGAACUCAGACUAGGUCUCCUAAUUUGUUUUUCUAAAAUUGCAAUACCCAGUUACUUAAAUGCUGUACGUGUACAUGGCAGAUUUAAGCUAGGUUUUUUUUAAAAAAAAAUAGGCAGUUUCCCCAGGCCCCAUGUAUCAAGAGUAUGGUUUAGUAUUUCAUAUUAUCAGAUGGAUUUGUACUUUUUUUAAAAUUAAAAGCAGCUAUUUUCAGUUUACCAACUUAUUUACAUAAACUAUUUUAAAUAAAAACUACAUCAAGGGAUUGCAAUGCAAUAAGAGGAAAGGGAGGUCUGAACAUAUUUCACUUUCCUGCUCUUAGAGGUCUUUUAUAUGUCAAUUUGUUAAGAAUGUUGUUGCUGAAUAAACAAGUACAUUUAACUACUUCAUUCCAAUUCUGGUAUUGGAAGAGAUUUUUAGGAUAAUACAAAAAGCUGGAUAAAAUUAAUCUUCAAAUUAUUCUUCAAUAAUUGUGUAACAAUUUAUAUUUGCAUUUUUAUGGCAGGCUGGAUUGUAAAUAAAUUCCACAAUGGCAU
Thamnophis elegans (Western terrestrial garter snake) is the source of this 6646-nucleotide messenger RNA. It is a transcript of the gene GSTCD, whose product is annotated as glutathione S-transferase C-terminal domain containing. The coding region runs from base 533 to 2407 and encodes 624 amino acids. Lineage: Eukaryota; Metazoa; Chordata; Lepidosauria; Squamata; Natricidae. The transcript has 13 exons. The record is from RefSeq and is a predicted model, not a curated record.